GGCUAAAAGUUGUCCUUGACACCUUGUAGUACAAGGCCCUUGUGACACGAUGAGCCAUUCCCAGUAAUUUCUCAUCCAUAUGUCAAACUAAUCACACACACUGUCUAAACCAAACCAUGGAAAACUUCAAUGCAACCCAGAAAGACGCCCAAACCCCAAAGCAGAUCUUCAUAUUAUCCGGCCAGAGCAACAUGGCCGGCCGAGGCGGCGUCAACAAGCACAAGCACUGGGACGGCGUCGUCCCGCCCCCGUGCCGCCCCGACCCCUCCAUCCUCCGCCUCAACGCCCACCUCCACUGGGACCCGGCGCGUGAGCCACUUCACUCCGACAUCGACGCCAAGAAGACCUGCGGCGUCGGGCCCGGAAUGUCCUUCGCCAACGCCGUCAGGGAGCGCGUGGGGAUCGUCGGCCUCGUUCCCUGCGCCGUGGGCGGCACUGCCAUAAAGGAGUGGGCGCGUGGGGCCCACCUGUACGAGAACAUGGUGAAGAGGGCCAACGCCGCCGUGAAGGGCGGCGACGGCGGCGAGAUCAAGGCGUUGCUUUGGUAUCAGGGAGAGAGUGAUACGUCGUCUCAGCAUGAUGCUGAAUCUUACAAGGCUCAUAUGGAGAAACUCAUCCAUGAUGUGCGAGCAGAUCUUCACUCACCUUCGCUUCCAAUCAUUCAGGUUGCGAUUGCAUCAGGGGAUGUGAAAUACAUGGAGAAAGUUAGAGAGGCGCAACAGGGAAUAGAUAUUCCAAAUGUUGUGUGCGUGGACGCCAAGGGUUUGGAACUGAAGGAAGAUCAUCUUCACCUAACCACAGAGGCUCAGGUUGAGUUGGGCCAUUUGUUGGCUGAUGCCUAUCUCAAACAUUUUGCACCUCAACAACACCCACCCACUUCUGUUUCUUCAUCUUGAAGACGGCCUCCCUAUGUCGCUGUGUGUCUGUGUGACCUAUGUAUGUGUGAGUGAUGCUUUUGGCUGUGUUCUUGAUGGCAUUGAUUUUAGUUUCAACUGAAUUUCAUUUAAUUAAAAUAAGAUUCUUCUUGAAAAUUGGUUCCAAACAUAGGAUUCAAUAUGAUGGACCAUGCUGUACAACAAUCAAGUACAAUAUAUGUUUGUUUGUGUA
Molecule: messenger RNA, 1107 nt
Organism: Cornus florida
Lineage: Eukaryota; Viridiplantae; Streptophyta; Magnoliopsida; Cornales; Cornaceae
Product: probable carbohydrate esterase At4g34215
Exons: 2
Coding region: 117-896 (259 amino acids)
Source: RefSeq, a predicted model, not a curated record